AUGGGGAUGAUCGUCGGCGUCGCCCUGAUCGCGGGCUGGGCUCGCGCCAUGGCUCGCCGCGCCGCCAAACGCAGCAACAAGGCUGCGGAUGUCAAUGCACUAGGAUCUCUCAACCGUGAAGACGUGAAGAAAAUAUGUGGAGAAAAUGUUCCCCAAUGGAUAUCAUUUCCAGAAUAUGAACAGGUCAAAUGGCUCAACAAACAAUUGAGCAAACUUUGGCCCUUUGUGGAAGAGGCAGCAACCAUGGUCAUUAGGGAUUCUGUCGAACCGAUACUGGAUGAUUAUCGACCACCAGGGAUAUCCUCACUGAAGUUCAGCAGACUCUCCCUUGGGACUGUUCCACCGAAAAUAGAAGGCAUUCGGAUUCAGAGUUUUAAGAAAGGGCAGAUUACAAUGGACAUGGACUUCCGGUGGGGUGGGGAUCCAAAUAUUAUUCUUGCAGUCGAAACACUUGUUGCUUCGCUUCCCAUUCAGUUUAAGAACCUUCAGGUGUACACCAUCAUCCGUGUUGUCUUCCAAUUGUCGGACGAGAUACCAUGCAUAUCUGCUGUUGUCGUUGCUCUUCUGGCAGAGCCAAAACCGCGAAUUGACUACAUACUGAAAGCCGUGGGAGGAAGCCUGACCGCAAUGCCUGGGCUUUCACUGGCGUCACUGAUCACUGACAUGCUCCAAUGGCCACACAGAAUCGUUGUUCCACUGGGUGGAGUUGACGUUGACGUCAGCGAUUUGGAGCUGAAGCCGCACGGGAAGCUCACGGUCACUGUGGUCCGCGCAGAAUCCCUCAAGAACAAGGAACUCAUCGGCAAAUCCGACCCCUACGUGGUCUUGUUCAUACGCCCGAUGUUCAAGGAGAAGACCAGCGUCAUUGACGACAACCUCAACCCUCGUUGGAACGAAACGUUCCAUCUGAUCGCGGAAGACAAGGAGACGCAGUUCCUAAUUCUUGAGGUGUUCGAUGAGGACAACAUGAAGCAAGACAAGAGGCUUGGCAUCGCCAAGCUGCCCCUGAGCGACCUGGAGAUGGAGACCGUGCAGGAGGUGAACCUGCAGCUGCUGUCGUCGCUGGAUACGACCAAGGUCAAGGACAAGAAGGACAGGGGCGUGCUCAGCAUCAAGGUGGUGUACCACCAGUUCACCAACGCAGAGGCACGGGAGGCCCUGGAGCUGGAGAAGCAGACCGUGGAGGAGCGGCGGAAGGUGAAGAGCGAGACGGGGGCCGUCAGCGGCGCCGCGGACGCGGCAAGCGGCAUGGCGUCCACGGUCACCCACGUGGCCGGCACGGGCGUCGCGGCGGCCGGCACCGUUGCCAGCACGGGCGUCAGCGCGGUCGGCUCCGGCGUUGGGAUGGUUGGCACGGGCAUCGGCGCCGUGGGCUCCGGCAUUGGCGCGUUCGGCAGUGGACUCCAUAAGGCCGGCAAGUUCGUCGGCCGGACUGUCACGGGACCCUUCAGCAGCGCUAGGCGCAGCGCCAGCAGCGUCCCCAACGUCGUUGACGAGUGA
This is a messenger RNA of Miscanthus lutarioriparius, 1500 nucleotides long. The record is from the annotation of a GenBank genome assembly. NCBI's taxonomy places the organism in Eukaryota, Viridiplantae, Streptophyta, Magnoliopsida, Poales, Poaceae.